CUUUCUUUGCAUUUUAUUUCACUCUUUCGACAAGCUGUGCUUGGUCAUUCUUUAUUUGUCUUAACCAUUCCUAAAGUAUUUACUGGUUUGAUACCAUUUUCUGUCUUUGCACUCAUCUUUCAUCACAUACCAAGCAUUCUUUCCUACCAAUCAUCAAAAUGCAGUACCGUGUGAUCAUGGCGGCCACUCUGGCCAUUGGUGCCUAUGCCGCUCCCGCUCCCCUCAUUACUGGCGCUCCAUCUCUCUCUCGUCGUCAGGAUAGCGAGGGCGGCUCCGGUGGUUCUGGUGGAAGCAGUGUUCUCGAUGCUCCCAUGACCAUUGCUGCCGGCGAGUCAUUCGAUGGUGGCAAUGCUAUCUUCGACCGUGGUGUUUCUUGCACUGGUCAGGCCGAGGGCGGCGACUCCGAUGCCGUCUUCAUUCUCGAGAAGGGUGCCACUCUUUCUAACGUCCGCAUUGGUCCCAACCAGAUCGAGGGCGUUCACUGCAACGGUGGCUGCACUCUCAACAACGUUGUCUGGGACGCCGUCUGCGAGGAUGCUUUCUCCAUCAAGAAGCAGGAAGAUGGUGAGACCACCACCAUCAACGGUGGCGGCGCUACCGGUGCCGAGGACAAGGUCAUCCAGCACAACGGUGGAGGUACCGUCAUCAUCAAGGACUUCGAGGUCUCUGACUUUGGCAAGCUCUACCGUAGCUGCGGUAACUGCAAGGAGAUGCCCGCUCGCCACGUCGAGAUCUCUGGCGGUUCUGCCAGCAACGGAAAGAUCCUCGUCGGCAUCAACCCUAACAUGGGUGACACCGCCAAGAUCUCCGGCAUCCAGCUCACCAACGUUCCCAAGGAGUGCAUCACUUUCGAGGGUGUCACUGACGGCAGUGAGCCCAAGGAGGUUGGCACUUGUGACUCUAAUGCUGGCUCUGGUUCGGGCUCUGGUUCUGGAGACUCUACUGAGGCCCCUGCUACCCCUACCACUCCUGCCAAUGGCUCUGAGACCCCUGCCGCAUCUGAGGUUGCUGACCCUGUUGAGACCUCCGCUGAUGGCUCUCAGGGUGACGACCAGUCUGGUGACGAUCAGUCCGGCGACAACGAUGAUGGUGACAAGGAUGAGUCUGAUGAUGACAAGAAGGACGACGACUCUGACGAUGAGAACAAGGAUGAACAGUCCGACAACGAGAACCAGGACCAAGACUCUGAGUCUGAGAACCAGGAGAGCGCUGAUAACCAGCAGGCCCAGCCUUCUCAGCCUAACUUCAGCUUUGGAAGCGGUGGCUUCGGCGGCUUCUAAGCGAGCCUUAGAAUUGGGUUGGACACACCGUACAAUCUACCCAAAUACACCGGAUGUACUCGAAGGCAUCAAUCACAGUUAAAAACUUGUGUUCUUGUAUCUAUAUAGUUAAUGCUUAUGGGGUUAAGACAAUUGUUGAGGCG
Molecule: messenger RNA, 1423 nt
Organism: Fusarium oxysporum Fo47
Lineage: Eukaryota; Fungi; Ascomycota; Sordariomycetes; Hypocreales; Nectriaceae
Product: pectate lyase
Exons: 2
Coding region: 159-1280 (373 amino acids)
Biological process (GO): pectin catabolic process
Cellular component (GO): extracellular region
Molecular function (GO): pectate lyase activity
Source: RefSeq, a predicted model, not a curated record